AUCACAAACAUAGUUUCGUUCAGUUUCUUUUCAUAUAAACAUGGGAAUAAGCCCACAAUGCUGGCCAAUCAAGAAUAAGACAUUCGUGUUUUUUUGCCGGGGCAUACACGAAAGAAGAUCAAAGAAAAAGACUCUUUCAACAUAUAAUACUCUUCCCCAUUACCACAAUCAGGACGAAAACCACAAGUACGCCUUUUUCCAUGUGGAAAACGAUUCUCGAGCUUUCUUCAUUACGAUUGGGAGAAGCCGGCUAAACCAUCUGGAUUGGUUUCAAGUGGAUAAAUGGGGCAAAUUCAUUCGGAAUGGGACAUCAGUCUACGAUUACUACACGGGUUUCGAGUGCGUGUACAAUAGGAUUCAUUUCCUGGAGAGGCUGCUCAAAGAAUGCUUUGCUAAGCAAAAUUUCACGCAAGGGAACAUCACGAAUCCCGAGUUGAUGGUUCUACACUUCCCGGAAACGAAGGCACCAACCUACCAUACGGUAUCCAUAGGAGACAACACCCGGUGCUUGAACUGGGUUAUCUGCCUGCUGGGAUUGGUUAUACUUCUCUGCUGCCUGAAAUAAAGCCACAUGCAGAACACAAGCCUUAACAUUUCAUGUAUUUUGCGUUUUUAUUGAGUUUUUAUAUGUAUAAAACAAUAUCUACUCUUUCUUUUAUUGCUGGCUUUGUAUUCUUUUAUCUUGGCUUUCGUUUUCAAUUCUGUAUAGCCAUAAUUUUAAAACCAAUUCACUUCAUACAAAUAUUCAUUGAUUAAAUCGGUCAGCUAAUCAAUUAUCUGCAGGAUUUCCCCAUAUUAUCGUUGGUGUUCACUUCUCGAAAGCUGCGCUGACCAGUGUAACGACUUAAGUUUAACCAUUGGCUUAACGGACAUUUUAAAAACCAAGGUGCUGUUUGUUUUUAGUGUAGUUUUAUCGGAUUUUAAGCAGCUCUGCUUGUAAAUUUAACUCAUAGUUAUUAUUUAUUUUUUUGUUUCGUUGCGAAACAUUCCUCACAGUUUUACAAACAAACGAAAGCGAUAGUUUCCACUUCAAUACUUCAGUUUCAGUGCAACUUUGAUUGCUUCUGUAGGAAUCCAUUGCAUGUAUAGUUUAAAUUAAUUGGACGCUGUCGUUAUUAUUAGCAAAUGUUCAAAACUUUAACCAAACUCAAAACGAGGCCGUUGGCAACUUUUCUUGGCAGCAGCGUUUUGAGCUAAAAUUAUGAACAAUCAUUUAUGAUGUUUUAUUUAUUAUGUCUGCAUUUAACUUUAUUUUUUGUGGUCAGUUUGAUUUUUCGUUUAUUUUGUUUUUGUGUUUUUUGGAAGUUUUUCGCACAAGUUGAGUUGCUGUUGGUUGGAAAAAUAGAAGUAUCGGUGUGUAUGCAGCAUUGCACUUGACAUUGAUUUCGUGGGACGUAAACAAAUAAGGACUGUGGAAAAUGUUACUCCUCUGGCGACCUUAUCAGUAGAUUGAAGUGGUUGUUGAUGGCACAGCGUCAUUUGAUAGAUAGAUUUCUUCAGGUGCAUUUACAUUUACAUUUUAUAUCACAAUUUUUUAAAUAUUAUAGGUGUAUGUAUUUAACAAAAUUGGUUUGCAUGUUAUUCUUUCAUUUACGCCCAUCAAAACAUGUUGAGCAACUUGCAAUGUCAAGAGUGUGUUCGAUUUUUGCCCAGUGUAGUUGGCCUUAGUGUGUGUGGAUGUCAGUGUAGAGGAGUGUUGGGUCUUAAUUAAAUAUAUGUUUCAGUAUUUUUUGAAAUAAUUAACUGUACGCAGGUAAACUAUUUCCAAGCAAUUGGCAUAUACACGUACAAAACUAUAAACUGUAAUAAAAAUUACUUUUAUAUUGCAGCUUAUCUUGUCUACAUGUCAAUUUCUUCGAAAUAACUUACUAGUGUUUAAUUUUUUAAGUGUAAAUUCCGAUUCCAACUAAUUGGCGAGCCACUCGAAAUUUUGACAAUUCAAUUAACUUUGUAAAAUCAACUUAUUGUUGCUGCCCGCUUAUCCUUUCCUAUAACAAUUUUUGUCAUGAGAAAUAAAAACAUACUAUACAAAUAUUAACAAUUUUCAUAUGUUGUACAUGUUGGUAUUUGGAACGGGCGUUCUAAAAUUAUCAUCAUUUUGACUCAAGAGGCAUGAACAAAUUUUUAAGAGUACUUAGUAUUUAAGCAAUUUCACCAAAACAGAAAAGUCGUAAGUGUUUUAUGCAUCUCUUGACCAAACACUUUUCGUAUUCGUUUUUAUUUUUCAUAAUAAAAAAUUAUACUGCAAUAUAAAUUACAAUUUUUCGAAUCUUUUUUAUAAAAAAAGGUAUUUGUUUUCUGUUGUUUUCAUCUCGAACGACUGUUUGGCUUGCUUCAAAACAGCGUAGACAAUUGCCACUCUCAAUUUCCCUCGGUUUCAGUUUUUUUCACUCUGCAGUCCCUUUCUCCUACCACAAGUAUUCAUCAUUUUAUUAUUAUCGUUUUUUUUUUUUUGUUU
Molecule: messenger RNA, 2458 nt
Organism: Drosophila simulans
Lineage: Eukaryota; Metazoa; Arthropoda; Insecta; Diptera; Drosophilidae
Exons: 1
Coding region: 41-565 (174 amino acids)
Source: RefSeq, a predicted model, not a curated record